Messenger RNA from Hylaeus volcanicus, 1240 nucleotides. It is a transcript of the gene ND-30, whose product is annotated as NADH dehydrogenase [ubiquinone] iron-sulfur protein 3, mitochondrial. The record is from RefSeq and is a predicted model, not a curated record. Lineage: Eukaryota; Metazoa; Arthropoda; Insecta; Hymenoptera; Colletidae. Bases 95 to 871 code for a protein of 258 amino acids. Gene Ontology annotation, molecular function: NADH dehydrogenase (ubiquinone) activity. The transcript is spliced from 5 exons.
AGUAGAGUGCGUGAUAAGGAACAGUACAAAUGGCGCUUACAUUUGUGUAGGUGUACUGUGUACUUAGUUCAUGCUGUGAGAUUUUCCUGAAAAAAUGACGUCUCUGUUGAGGAAUUGUUUGAAGAUCUCACGAAAUUUUCCCGUCGCGACACCAAAAUGUUAUCCAAAUCUUUUUCCUUUAAUAAGAACGAACACUACGACAACCGAAAAGACAGAAACACAACCAACGGUCCGUAAACCUACUACUGUGGAUGUAGAAAGUUUAAAGGAAUUUGGUCAAUAUGUUGCCGAAUGUUUACCAAAAUUUGUACAAAAGGUUCAGAUAACUGCUGGUGAUGAACUCGAAGUAUUAAUUGCUCCCGAUGGAGUUGUUCCAACUUUGUCAUUCUUAAAAGAUCAUCAUAAUGCUCAAUUUCUUAGCUUGGCAGAUAUGACUGCAAUGGAUGUUCCUGGUCGGUUAUAUAGAUUCGAGCUUAUCUACAAUCUUCUAUCGAUAAGAUAUAACUCACGUAUUAGAGUAAAGACAUACACUGAUGAAUUGACACCUAUAGAAUCAGCAGAAUGUGUAUUUGAUGCUGCUAAUUGGUAUGAACGGGAGGUGUGGGAUAUGUUUGGUGUAUUCUUCCGUAAUCAUUCGGAUCUUCGUAGAAUUCUUACAGAUUAUGGUUUUGAAGGACAUCCAUUGAGAAAAGAUUUUCCACUUUCUGGUUAUGUUGAGGUACGCUAUGACGACGAGAAGAAGCGAGUGGUAUGUGAACCACUAGAAUUAACACAAGAAUUUCGUAGAUUUGAACUAUCUGCUCCAUGGGAACAGUUCCCUAACUUCCGACAAAUUCCAUCUUCUUCCGAAGAUGCAUCGAAAAAAGAAUAAAUUAUAUAGUUAACAUCGUAUAUUAGACGUUAGACGUUUCUAUAUUUACACAUAGAAAGCAUAUAAAAAUAACAAAAGGGUCGCUCUUUAAUUUUCUUUUAAUAGUAAUUAUUAGUUAUUGCCCCUCAAUAAAACAGGUUGAGACUAUGAGUAAUUUCUUUAUUAAUCCUGGAGUGUAAGUAGUUACCCAUUUUUAUAGGAUGCUUCAAAUUAGAUAUGCAUACUUCGUGUCAUUAUUUAUUUUACAUAUUGUAUAGUAUUAUAAAUGUAAUUUAUUAAUUACAAAGUGCUUAUAUUCUAUUUUGUAAGGCAUGUUUUUCGGUGAAUUGUAAACAAAUCGAAUCAAUAAUAAAAUUGACUGGCCCUAUU